GGGCCGACUUUUGGUGCAAUGGGACUCAGGGUAGGGGAGGAAAUCCUGAAAAAGAAUUUCUUUAAUAUGGAGACAGGAAGCCUUCCCCUUACUCCUGAGAUAUGGACUGCGUUUGAUGCAUCCCUCCUUUCAUCAUCUUCACCACUGCAUGAUUGGGGUUUCAUGCUGAAAGGACGUAAAGAAAAAAAUGGAGUACGCAAAUCUGAUAAUCACGAACAAAUUCAGAAGAUCCUGCGAGAGAGAGGGGUGGAGUGGAAGAAUGAAAAGAAUCCCCCAAUUCCUCUCCAGACUAAGGUUGGAAGUGGGGCGAAGGGAGUCUUCGAGUCCCUCUCCAUAGCUAUCACAGGAUCACUAUUGUACCUCCCUCUCCUUCAGAAGAAAAUCGGAGAUGGAGACAAAUUUUCCCUCAUCCAUUCAGCAGCCAGGGUCUUGCUGAGGCCCAUCGUCCUCAUCUGUGAAGAGCGCAUACAAUCGAGGACAUUCCUACCUCCUGUAAGAGAUCGUGGACAAGUUCAAAGAAAUGGAGCUGGACAAUGGAAAGGAAUUCUUCUCUAUGGUCAGGGGCGGGGAGAUUCUAUUAACAUCCUUCCAGUUGUACGAUUUGGAGGGUAUAGUGAACGAAACAAAUCUUCAUCCUUCUAUUUCGUCGCCUUUCUCCCCUUUCAAGAUGACGCAGGUAGACUGGUUUGGAUGGCGGCAAAUAAACUGCCCCAGCCCCAUGUUGGUUUUGGUGACAUCUCUUUCCAAGGGAACGUUGGUGUGGAAUGGAGGGCGCACACAACUCCUCUCCUGUGGAUCCUUGACAGAUACCUAGCUGGAUUGCCAUCACUGAAGGAAGCUCCACGAUGCGGAGAAAAGCUCCAUGCCAAAGAAGAGGAGGGCAAUGACACAACCGCCAAUGAAGAAGAGGAACGGGCUCUGGAGAUGGACUAG
Molecule: messenger RNA, 933 nt
Organism: Darwinula stevensoni
Lineage: Eukaryota; Metazoa; Arthropoda; Ostracoda; Podocopida; Darwinulidae
Source: the annotation of a GenBank genome assembly